Molecule: messenger RNA, 1749 nt
Organism: Exophiala xenobiotica
Lineage: Eukaryota; Fungi; Ascomycota; Eurotiomycetes; Chaetothyriales; Herpotrichiellaceae
Exons: 3
Coding region: 1-1749 (582 amino acids)
Biological process (GO): transmembrane transport; xanthine transport
Cellular component (GO): membrane; fungal-type vacuole
Molecular function (GO): xanthine transmembrane transporter activity
Source: RefSeq, a predicted model, not a curated record
AUGGACGACAAGAUAGUGUCAGCGGAAGGCUCAGCAAUCUCAUCGUAUGAGCCUGCUCCCGGAGCCUCGACGCCACUUACCUUGGGCCAGAAAGUAAGUCAAUUCAAGACGUACCUCACUUCGAAAGAAGCAUGGUUCGGAGACUACGACUAUUGGUACCUUGUCACCCCGAACAUUCCGCCUUUCAAUCGGAAGUACAAGGACAAGGCAAUCCCCUUCUACGGCCUCCAUGACCGAGUCCCCAUCUUCCUCACGAUCGUCUUGGGCCUUCAACACGCUCUCACCAUGAUCGGAUCGGUCGUUUCACCACCCUUGGCCAUUGCGUCUGGAGCUUUCAAUCUUCCUUCGGCACAAGUGUCUUACCUGGUCUCGGCAGCCUUCAUCACCACCGGGCUGGCGACAGCUCUGCAGGUCACUCGGGUGCACCUGAAAGGCACGCCUUUCUUCAUCGGCACAGGGCUUUUGUCAGUCGUCGGGCCCACCUUCGAUAUCCUCCCCAUCGCCUUUUCCUACACCAGCAUGAGGUACAACAACGGCACCUGCCCAGUCGCUGAUGACGGCACACAGCUUCCUUGCCCCGAUGCUUGGGGUGCGAUCCUCGGUACCAUGCUGGUCACUGUUCUGGUGCAGGUUCUCAUGUCCCUGGUGCCACCGAGACUGCUGAACAAGAUUUUCCCCAAGAUCGUCACCGGCUCCUUGCUGCUUCUGGUCGGCGUCUACCUCGUCGGGAAUGGCAUGCAGAACUGGGGUGGAUCGGUGAACUGCAACGGUGGCACCGGCUUCUAUGCUUUGUGUCCCAACAUCGCUGCUCCGAAGCCAUUGGCCUGGGCGCAUCCCAAACUGAUCGGCCUAGGCUUCAGCGUCUUCGUCAGCAUUGUGAUUGUUGAGCAAUUUGGCUCGCCACUCAUGAAAUCGGCAGCAGUCUUGAUUGGUCUUGCGGUCGGCUGCACGAUAUCUGGGGCCACGGGAUACUGGUCGCGUGAAAACAUUGAUUCGGCUCCGGUCGUGACGUUCCUGUGGGUUCACACGUUCAAAUUGUCGGUGGAUGGAGCCUUGGUGCUCCCACUGCUAAUUAUGUUCGUGUGUGAAGGAGUGUCUUGCAUGCCUGACAUACUCGCGACCGCCGAAAUCUCGGGAGUUGAGGUCGAGGGCACGCAGUUCAACAGUCGUAUCCAAGGAGGAAUCCUUUGCGACGGUCUGGGCAGUUUGAUAAGUGCACUUGGGACAGGCCUCCCUAUGGUCUCUCAAGCUGGCAACAACGGCACGAUUGUGCUCACUGGCUGCGCGUCCCGGCGUGCAGGCUGGGCGGCCUCGGCUUUCCUUGUUCUGAUGGGCUUCUUCGCCAAGUUUGGAGCCGUCUUCAGUGCCAUGCCUCCAUCGGUGCUCGGAGGAAUGCAGGUUUUCCUUUAUAGUACGAUCGCCGUGGCCGGUAUCCGGGUCCUCAGUCUGAUCUGCUUUACUCGACGCAACCGCUUCAUCUUGACGGUAUCGCUGGGCAUCGGGUUCAUCGACAUUGUGGCUCCGACGUGGUUUGACCAGAUCUUGGACUACAAUGGUAGCAAUGUACACUUGCAGGGGUUCGAACAAGGAAUCAACCUUGUCGUCAAGACUCCGUUCAUCAUUGCUGCGGUCAUAGGGGUCUUUUUGAACCUCGUUCUGCCGAACGAUAGAAGCAUGAUGGAUGAUAUGAUGGAGGCUCAUCAGAAUUCAAAAGGCCAAGUCAUCAGUCUGCCGACGAGGGAAGGAUAG